CAAACGACCAGAUAACUUUAACUUUAUUAUUUCUUACAACGUAGCAAAAAAAGAGAAUUUCAUAUCGUUGACUGUUUUUGCUUGUUUUGUUUGUAACAAAAUGGCGCAUAGUUCAGCACUUCACGUUCGUGAGAGGCUGAUUUGUGAAGACGAAGUUGCCGAAUGCCGAACAAAGCAAGCGGGCACAUCACGAAAUGCAACUAGCCGGCGCAGCGGCAAUAGACACGCGGUGUCAUCGAUUACCGGCGACUUCCCCACCCCAAUCGCCAGAGUCCACGCCCUCGCCACGCCACGCCGCCCACGCCGCACGCCGCACGCCGCGCCCCGCGUCCCCCGCACGUCGUGCCGCGACGAUGUCAUCCGGACGCCCUUCCGAAUCUGCCAUGGACGCCGACGCAGCGCCCGCGGCGUCCUUCCCUCUCAGAUCGAAGAAGCGGCUGCCCCGCACGGGCGACGGCAACUCGAGCCCAAACCCUAGCCCCCGCGGCUCCCCCGCCCGCGGUAGCGAGCUUAAGCGCAGGCGCCGCACAUCUGCGGAGUCCGCCGCGCUCGCGCUCGCCACGGCCGCCGCGCGCGCGUCCGCGUCCGGCGUCCGCUCCGACGCGGGCGACGGCGCCGUCGAGAGGCGGAGACGCCCGCGCGCCCGCGCCGAAGGAGGCGACGGGGCCAUCCGGAUGCUCGGAGCCGCCGCCGCCCGCGUCGGUGGAGGCCGCGGCGCCGCCCAGAAACAAUGGAGCGACGACGACGAGUUCACGCUCCUCACCGCAGCCGUUGCCUUCCGCGAGCGCAACGGCCGAGCCCCGCGCCUCCCGGACAUGGCCGAGCUGUUCGAGUCCAUUAGGGACUCCAUCUCCUCGCACAUCGACCAGUUCAUGGUGUACUACAAGAUUAAGCGCCUGAAGAGCAAGUUCCAGCACUCCUCCGGCCCGCGCGACCGUCGCCUGCGCGAUCUGUGCUCCGUACUAUGGGGCGUCGGCGUCGUGCCCUCUUCCGAGGAAGACUCGGACGUCGGCGAGCGACGUGCUGUCCCUGAUGCGGCAGCCAUGAUGCCGGUGGUCACCGAGGUGCUCGGCGAGUACUGGAAAACGAAUGAGCGAGCCAUGGCAGGGGUGUCGCUUGAGAAAGGCCUGUCACUACUGGGGAAAAAAGAGGGCAGACUUAUUGAAACCAAAUGGAGGCAGCAGCUUGAUCAAGAGAUGCAAUCUCAGAUGCGGCGGCAUGAUCUGGCUAAGGAAGUCUGCGGCUUGCUCACUGAUGCCAUCAAAGGCCUCGGCCCUUAGCUCGGCUUGCAUCUGCAGAAGUUCUUCAGAGGAAGCUGGAAACUGAAAUUCCCUAUUUGUUGUAACAUUUUCUCAAAACUUGUAACACAGUUGCAUUGUCUGACUUCUGUAACAAAACAGGACGGCAAGAAUGCCCUGCUUAUACUAGCUUGUUAGUGAAUUAGUAGUGAUGUUCUAUUCAGCUGGCCUGUAAAAGGACUAAGCUUCGGCAAACCUAACCAUCUUGUUUUCAGUUUGUUUACCUUCAUCAAGGCUAUGAUUUCUUUUCUCAGAUCCUCAUCCUUGUGGAAAUCCAGAAAUUGUCGGUUUACCAUGCU
Molecule: messenger RNA, 1597 nt
Organism: Sorghum bicolor (sorghum)
Lineage: Eukaryota; Viridiplantae; Streptophyta; Magnoliopsida; Poales; Poaceae
Product: probable transcription factor At4g00390
Exons: 2
Coding region: 195-1280 (361 amino acids)
Biological process (GO): regulation of DNA-templated transcription
Cellular component (GO): nucleus
Source: RefSeq, a predicted model, not a curated record